Drosophila miranda is the source of this 500-nucleotide messenger RNA. RefSeq lists its product as uncharacterized. NCBI's taxonomy places the organism in Eukaryota, Metazoa, Arthropoda, Insecta, Diptera, Drosophilidae. The transcript is spliced from 2 exons. The record is from RefSeq and is a predicted model, not a curated record. Bases 95 to 484 code for a protein of 129 amino acids.
UACUAUUUCUGAUGAAAUAUAUGAUUCGUCUGAGCCAGUGCACCACGUGGAGGAGAAACUGGAGCAGGAGGUUCGGGAGGAUCCGGACUUAAACAUGUUUACUGAAGACAUUCUUAGUACUGAAAGUGGAAAGGACAAUUUGAAAACACCGAUUUCCCCUAAGGCUUCGCCCCCCGUGCAUGGCAGCAAGUGCAAACUAUGCGGCAAAAUGAUUGGAAGGUUGAGCACCUUGGGAAACCACGUAAUGAACCAACAUUACACAGCAAUAAGAGGUAUGGUUUCAAGGAAUUCGAAGACAAUGCAAAAAAUUGCUGCCAUUUUUAAGGAAAAAAAAGUGACCGUGCUAAGACUAUCAGAGCAAACUGGGGUGCCGGCCGAGUAUUUGAGGGCGAAAGUCAUGUGCAGCGAUGACUAUAAAAAAAUUGGGUUCCGCUUGUGGGCCGUCAAGACGGAUGCAGAGAAGCUGAAGGACAUCAACCAAUAACUGUUUCGAUUUUUAA